This is a messenger RNA of Ostrea edulis (European flat oyster), 3310 nucleotides long. RefSeq names its product circularly permutated Ras protein 1-like. The record is from RefSeq and is a predicted model, not a curated record. Bases 400 to 2727 code for a protein of 775 amino acids. The transcript is spliced from 17 exons. NCBI's taxonomy places the organism in Eukaryota, Metazoa, Mollusca, Bivalvia, Ostreida, Ostreidae. Gene Ontology annotation, biological process: intracellular protein transport; endoplasmic reticulum to Golgi vesicle-mediated transport; COPII-coated vesicle cargo loading. Gene Ontology annotation, molecular function: zinc ion binding; SNARE binding. Gene Ontology annotation, cellular component: COPII vesicle coat; endoplasmic reticulum exit site.
GGUACCGUAUGACUCGGUCAUCGAUGUAAUUUUAGAAAUGACGUUUGUAAAUUUAUCCGCGAUGCAAGUCUUUCAAAAGGAUUUAUCAUUUGAAGUUGUUUUAUUUCAAUUUAGAAACGUUGUUUACAAUUAGAUAAGACGUUUUCUUAUCAUAUCGAUAGAAAAUACGACGAGUAAUGAAAGAAAUCCACAUGCCAUUUCCAAACUAUUUUUUCAUUAAAAGCCGGAAGUAGUAUUGAAUGGGAUUUUCCAGUUUGUUUACGUUUUGUGCAAUACCCUUGUUUUAAGUCGUAUUAUCGGUAAAAACGCACGCACUAUGUCAUAGCUCUAUUAAGCAUUGUCAAGUAUCGUUAAAAUUCGUGUGAAUUCAUUCGUUUCUUGUACGUUUUAUCGGCAACAAUGAAUUUUGGAUCCGACAAAGUGUUCUUGUACAACCAGCCUGAGUUUGAAGUGGUUUCUGAAGAGGAGUACGAACAUGGGAUGAGCGUCAGUGAUUCCAGCAGUGGUGAAGAAAACGAGGAAGAAGUCACACGUUCAUCUUCCUUACCAUCAGGAUCCGGGCCUUCAUCCCCUAAAUCUCAGAAGCCUGGCUUCCUUGCAGGACUAUUUGGGGCCAAGAGCACAAAACCUGCAACACCCCCUGAAGCAAAAUCCAAAAGGGCAAAAUUUAGAAGAAAGAAAGUGGGGAAAUGGAGAGACAUCGAGCAAUGUUAUGACGUGGGGCCUCAAAAUCAGCAGCAGCAACAACAUCAACCGCAGCAACAGAGGGCCCCUCAGGAGCAGGGAAAACGCCACCGCCGUGCUGACACAAACAUCAUCUCAAUCGAUUUUAAGAAGAUCAUUGCUCCUAGCAACAUGCAUACUGGUGACCCUGUACAUUGCACUUCCUGUGAUGUCAUUCUGUCCAGUUUGAGCAAAAUCACCACGAGAGAAGACCAAAAGAUGUGGCAUUGUGAAUUUUGUGGCACGGAUAAUGAGCUGGACGUAGAGGAAGAGGAAAUUCCACGUAACAAUGAUGUCACGUACAUGUUGGAGCCGGGCCUGUCCACCGCAUCUAGUGGACUGUCUGGCAAAGACGAGUCACUGGUCAUUUUCUGUGUGGACACCUCAGGAAGCAUGUGUGUCACAUCCACGGUUCCAGGUCGGAUCAACCUUCGGGGGUCAGUAGCACGACUUCAGUCCCUUAACACAGAUAGGUCUGACCAGCACAUGCCAAGAGAGAGACGCGACGUCACAUAUAUUUCUCGUCUCCAAGCAGUGCAGGCUGCAAUGGACCAUCAACUGGAGGAGAUGAUUAAACAACAUCCGAACAGAAGAGUGGCUCUCAUCACCUUCAACAAUGAGGUGACGAUUAUAGGAGAUGGUAGCGAAACACCGAUGACAAUAGCCGGGGACAAACUGACCAGUGCUGAUGAUCUGAGAGAGAAGGGAAAAGAAAUCCAGAUGCCGGGAGCCAUACAUGGAUCUAGAGGAACUCUAGGAGCCAAACUGUUUGGACUAGAGGAGGGAGGAGCUACUGCCCUCGGCCCCGCCUUGCUCAUGGCCACAACGAUGGCAGGGCAACACCCAGGCUCAAAGGUUAUUAUUUGUACUGAUGGUAAAGCUAAUGUAGGCCUUGGUCGACUGGAUGUUGAAGGAGAGGAGAUGGACAGAGAGAGUCAGUUUUAUGAAGGGAUUGGAAAAGAGGCAGCUGAUCAAGGGGUUGCUGUGUCGGUGAUCAGCAUUAAGGGAACAGAUUGUAAGAUGGUUCACCUGGGGAAGAUAGCAGACAUGACAGGGGGCCAGGUGAACAUUGUUGACCCUUUGAAGCUAACUCAGGAGUUUUCAACCAUUCUUGCGGACCAGAUUAUUGCAACAAAUGUGGUAGCUACCUGCCACCUCCAUAAAAGACUGUUUUUCUAUUACGAGGCCACAGAGGACAGCAAAGUAGUGAGGAAUAUCGGAAAUGUCACAGCCAGUACAGAGGUCACUUUUGAGUAUGGUGUCCGCUGUCAAACAGACCAAGGUCAGAGAAAGACCCCAACUGUCAAUGAGAAGACAGAAAUGGGCAAUGAAGCCAGUGGAGGUGAGAAAGACACCCAGGCAGCAAGUGGAAGUCGGGAACAGCCCAUGGAGACAGACCAGGAUGAUUUGAAGGAGUUACCUUUCCAGCUGGUUGUUAAAUACACUGACACAGAGGGUGCCACUGCUCUCAGGGUGGUCACACAGAGUCGCCCCAUCACCUAUGACAGAAGAGAGGCGGAGAAAAAUAUGAACUUAAAAGUGUUGGGAGCCCACACGGCCCAGACGACCUCAGCCCUGGCCCUCGGGGGAGAGUACACAGAAUCCAGGGGCCGGGCCCUGAUGAACCAAAGACUUGCCUGGAGGUUUACAAAUGUCUCAUCAGAAGGACAAAGACAAAAGAAAGCCUACAAAAAAAUGUUUGGUAAAAUCAAGUCAAUGGACCACUACAUCAACUCUAGACAACAGGAGGAGAGAAAAAGCUAUGGAAGGACCUACAGUGAAUCCGAAUCUGAUGACAGCGAUGAUGAGUUAGAUGUUGAGAGAGCUCAUUCCUCCAAAACACCUUCUAAAGAAGCUAGAGGCAAGGCAAAAGCCAAACUUUUCACCAAGUCCACGAAAUUGAAGAAGCGAUCUGCAACUUGCUCAGACACAGGGGCCAAUCUGAUGUUUCAAAUGAAACAGGGCAGCAGGUAUUUAGAUAAUGACAGUGAUGAGAAUAAGUGAAUUCUGGAAACAUAAUGUUAACUCUGUAGAGAGAUAGAUUUUUCCCAUAUAUUUUAAUGUUAACAAGAUUGUCCAUCUUUAUUGCUGUUGUGUAUAAAUAUAUGUCUUAGGUCUGUGAUAUACUUUAAUACUUUAUUGUUUUUCUGACACGACACUGAUGGCUUUGAUGUUUUUUUGAAUUGACGCCAUAUGUAGCAUUCACUUGUUUUUGAUAGUCCCUAAUGUUGACUGAUGUAUCAAUGUUUGUAUUUAGAUAUUUAUUUUGAUACGUAAUGUAUAUAUAUGUACAUUAGAAUAUAUUUAGAAGGUGACUGGCUUUGAAGGGGCAAAGAUUCGACUUAAAAGUGAUGCAUGCCAGGCCUAGAUGUACCGCUGUAAUAUAAAGUCAUGAUAAAUUAUAAAUAGAAGUGUACUAGCAUUCUAAUAUUUGCCUCUUUUGUUUUAAGGAAUGCAUAUAUAGAUAUUAAGGGGAUUUGAUAUUUUGUUUAGUUGCUGCUGAUGAUAUGAUAAUUUGAUUUGAAUGUUAAUUUUUUUUUUCCUCUCCCAUUUUUGUUAAAAAAAUAAUAAAAUCAUAGGAAAUGAA